UUAGACGCUUCAGAGCAAUACCCAGUCACUCCGGAAAGUUUCGGGAAGGAUGGGCGGUCGGUCCCCGCGUUCUCCGGGAGUGGUGGAGCGGUGGGCAGUGGAGGUGGGCAAGGACACGCACCGGCUGUUGGAGUUCGUGCUUCAGGAACCAGAGGUGGCGAACCAGCGAGUGUCGCUGGUUCUCGUCUACGUCAUGAGCGAGGUCCCCUGCGCCAUGGGCAUAUCGUACAGCGUGAGCCAGCUGGAGUCGCGCGUGGCGGACAUUCACGAGGCGCACGUGAUGGACACCAUUCUGAAGCCGCUGGUCAUGGAGCUGCACUUCAAGAAGAAGCUCGUGGCCACGGCGUACGUGGCGCGCGACGACAAGCCCGACGUGGGUCUGUGUCAGGCCGCCAUUCGCGUGGGGGCGUCGCGCCUCGUCGUCAACUCGCGCCACUCCUUUCUGCGCCCCAACCACAGCUUCGCGCACGGCUGCGCGCGCCACCUGGCCGCGCACCACUGCUCCGUGCUCGCCGUCACCACCGCCAAGAAGCGCGCCUCCUCCGCCGCCUUCGUGCUCCCCAGCGGCGCCACCAUCCCUGCCGUGCAGCCGUCCCCCCGCCGCCUCUCCACCUCCACUUACUCAUCCUCCUCCUCCUCUUCCUCCUCCGCUGCCUCCUCCCUCGUAGGUUCCCCGCUCCACCCCCCCGCGCUUACCCGCGACCCUGAUCCCGCCAUCGCGCAAGGCCCCCCGCCGCCCUCCGAUCCCCGCCCCGCCUCCCCGCCGCAGUCGCAGUCGCGCCGUGGCGCGCAGGGGCACGGCCAGGUUGCGCGGCCGUCGGAGACCGACUCGGACACGGGCGCGCGGCUAACUCCGCCCGACUCCUCGCCCCCCUGCACGCACCCCGCGCUUCCCGCGUCUCCUGACCAUCACCGCCACGAAGCUUCGCAGCAGCAAUGGGGAAGGUCGUUAAACGGGGCAGGGGGGGCAGCUGUUGAGAUGGGGGGUAGGGGAGGAAAGGGGCGCGGCAGAUUAACGGAGGCGGCGGGGGAGAUGCGCGCAUCAGCACGAGGGAGUGGCGAGGGGCGCGGAGAAGCGGCGGUGUCGAGUUGGGCGGAGAGACAAUCAGGGCCGGCGGUGGUUGAGGGGGGGUAUGAGCGGAGUGAGGGAGGGGAGGGGGAGCAAGGUAACGGGGAGAGCAAAAGGUCGGAGGUGGAGGAAGGAGCAGAGGGGUGGGCGGGGAGCAGCAAGGAGGCGAGGCGAGGGCGAGCAGCGCGCAGAGAGAGCGAGUCCGAGGUGGUGAAGGCGAGACAGGAGCUGCACGAGGCGCGGUGCAUGGUGCAGCAGCUGCAUGCGGAGGUGGACAUGGCGCGCGCUGCAGCGGCAGAGGCGGUGGCGCUGGCGGCGGCUGCGCAGGGCGAGAGGGAGAUGCUGCAGUACGAGUUCCGGGAGUACUCGCUGCACCACAUGCACGCCGCCACUGAUGGCUUCAGCGACCACCGCCUCAUCGGCCAGGGCUCCAGCGGGCGCGUGUACCGCGGCGAGAUCAACCACACGCCCGUCGCCAUCCGCCGACUGGACGACACCCGGGACUCCGCCCUGCACGAGUUCGACAAGGAGGUGCGGCUGGGCAGCAGGUUGCGGCACCCCAACAUAGUGCUGCUGCUGGGGUGCUGCCGGUCGCCCCCGUGCCUGGUGUACGAGCUCAUGCCCAGCGGCUCACUGUACCACCGCCUGCUGUGCGCCAACAAUUCGCCGCCCCUCCUGUGGCACCAGCGCUUUGACAUCGCUGCCAACAUCGCCGCUGCACUCGCCCACCUGCACUGCCGGGAGCACCCGAUAGUGCACUUUGACUUGAAGCCUACGUCGGUGCUGCUGGACGGGCAGCUGGUGGCCAAGAUAACGGACGUGGGUGUGGCGCGCGUCAUGAAGCGCACGGUGGGCGACGACAGCAUGUCGGGCCCCAUGGACGCACUGGGCUUCGGCUACGCGUGCCCGGAGCUGCUGCGCUCCAACGCCUUCUGCGGCCGCACGGACGUGUACGCCUUUGGGAUGCUGCUGUACGACCUGCUGGGCGCCACGAGCAGCGGCGGGCGCGUGAAGGGGCUCAUAGCGCAGCUGGACGAGGCUGCAGCAGACGGCGACCUGGACCUGCUGCACCGCCUCACGGACCCCGCGGCGCGCUGGCCGCCCAAGGUGGCCAUGGAGGUGGCGGGGCUGGCGCGCCAGUGCACCGCAGUCAAGCGCAGGGACCGCCCCGACGUAGUGGGCGGCGUACUGCCAGUGCUGCAGCAGCUGCGGCCGGCAGUGGAGUCGUUUCGGGCGGCGGAGGAGGCAGAGGCGGCGACUGUGGCGCUGCAGCAGCAGAUGGUGCUGCAGCGGCGGCGGGCACAACUGCAGGGCAUGGAGGGCGGCGGUGGUGGUGGCGGUGGCGGUGCAGAGGAGGCGGUGUGGGAGGUGGCUCCUAACGCCUUCAGAUGCCCCAUCACUCUGGAGGUGAUGCAGUGGCCCGUGAUGGCAGCGGACGGCCACACAUACGAGGAGAGUGCGGCGAGGGAGUGGCUGGCUGUGAGCUCGCUGUCCCCCAAAACCCUCAUGCCGCUGCCGCACCUGCACCUCACGCCCAACCACGCCCUGCGCUCCCUCAUUCGCGAAUGGAUGGAGUGCAAGAAGAUGAAGGGGUUGCUGCAGGCCACGCCUGCUUCAACUGCCAUGGAAGGAGCAGCAGUUCCGGGGGGCUAACGAGGCUAGUUCAGUGUAAAUGAGGCUCGCAGCGAGUAUGGGCAAAGGGUGGCGUUUCUUUACGAGCAUGUAAAUGAGUGUGUGAGUUGCGACUCCAUUUCCAGCUGUCUUGCCUGUCGGAACAGAGUGUGGCCCAGCAAGGAAUGUGAUGUGCUUGACCCCCCUGAAACAGUGUCCAUGGCAACCAUGUGGAUAGAACAUUGCACCACAUGCUUUUCUGCACACAGCC
Closterium sp. NIES-67 is the source of this 2951-nucleotide messenger RNA. The record is from the annotation of a GenBank genome assembly. NCBI's taxonomy places the organism in Eukaryota, Viridiplantae, Streptophyta, Zygnematophyceae, Desmidiales, Closteriaceae.